AAAUUAAACCGGGAAUAAUUUAUUAAAAUCUCGUCGAUUCACCAACAAUUAACUGAAUAACUUAAUAUUUCGUAGCUUUUUUGCGUAAUUAAUGUGCCAUAAAUCAAAUUUACAAUCUUAUUUUGCCUGUAUCACCGCCUAGGAGGCGCUAGUGCGCCGUACAGUUGUUUUGAUGUUCAACAUGAUUGAAGAAGAAAAGCGGUUUGUUUUUUUUCUCUCUCUCUCUGUUUGGACCUCUAUCACCGUGCUAAUCAUCUAAACGCAAUAUUCUGACAUGAUUUUGCAGCUACAGUUAAAUCUGACAGUAGAGGAUCAAAUAUAAAAAUCCUUUAGUGUGUGUAUUUGAGGCGAUUAACUACGCUCUGAGGUAAGUCAAACUGAAUUUUGCUAGGUGAGCUACUUUGCUAGCAUUGUGUGGUUUGGUGGAUUCCUACUUCCUGUCGUUACUGCGAGCUGCUGGUACACGUUAAUGCCGCCGCCAUAUUGGAAAGGUCAAGCGUGGCUUGUAAACACGUUCCAGCCUUUGCUUAGAUACAGAUUUGUGGGGAUAUGCAGACAGAAACUUGUACUGCUUCAUGUGAAAGGACACCAGACAUUUUGGGACAUAUCUCCUCUGUAGACUAUCAGAACCAUGUAAAAAAGGAACAACCUGAAGAUGAAGACUAUCCCUGUGAUGGGAUGUCAAGCUCUGUGGAACACUUUAUUUUUGUGGACCAACAGAAUGAAGGAUUCCUGAAAAAGCCUGUAAAAGAGGAAGAAGAUGAAGGUGAAGACUACCUCUAUUGUGAAGAUUGCAGAUCCUUUUACAUCAACAAAUGUGAAGUUCACGGUCCAGCUCACUUCAUCAAUGAUACACCUGUUACUAUGGGGGUCAUUGACCGAGCCAGACAGACCCUUCCACCUUGUCUAGAGGUUCGGCAGUCUGGUAUUCCUGAUGCAGGUCUGGGAGUGUUUAAUAAGGGGGAGACUGUUCCUGUUGGUGCACACUUUGGGCCCUACCAGGGAGAUCUGGUGGACAGAGAAGAAGCAGUGAACAGUGGCUACUCCUGGGUGAUAUAUAAGAACAAGCAAUAUGAGGAAUACAUAGAUGCCAAGAGAGAGAUGUAUGCUAACUGGAUGAGAUAUGUGAAUUGUGCUCGUAACGAUGAAGAGCAGAAUCUCAUGGCAUGCCAAUAUCGAGGAGGAAUUCUGUACCGUUGCUGUCAAGCCAUCAAACCAGGACAGGAGCUCUUGGUGGGAUAUGAAGAGGAAUAUGCCAAAGAUCUAGGCCUUGCAUUCGACUUCAUCUGGAAGAAAAAAUGCUCCACGAAUGAAAUGAAAGAUGCCCAGUUGCAAGUCUUCUCCUGCUCCUGGUGUUCACUUUCUUAUACAUCUCAAAUUUAUCUCCACAAUCACUUGAGAAGAAACCACUACAAGGAAUAUGUAAGCCUGAUGAAAUCAGGAGAUAUUACAUAUGAUAAUCCAGUGGCCACAAUAAGCUCUGGCUGUCAGCAAACAUCAUGUGGCACGGUGAACUCUAACUCCACUAACCGACAAAUACAAAAAAUAGCCUAUCACUGCUCACAGUGUGGGAAGAGUUUCACUCAGCAGAGUACGCUCCAGCGACACCAGCGCAUUCACACAGGAGAGAAGCGGUAUCACUGCUCACAGUGUGGGAAGAGUUUCACUAAGCAGAGUACGCUCCAGCGACACCAGCGCAUUCACACAGGAGACAAGCGGUAUCACUGCUCACAGUGUGGGAAGAGUUUUAAUGAUGUGAGUAAUUUCAAAACACACCAGCGUGUUCACACAGGAGAGAAACCGUAUCCGUGCUUACAGUGUGGCAAGAGGUUUAUUGAGAGAGGAUCUCUUAAAGCACACCAGCGCAUUCACACAGGAGAGAAACCGUAUCAGUGUUCAGAAUGUGGGAAACGUUUUAAUCAACAGAGUCAUCUCCAACAACACCAGCGUGUUCACACAGGAGAGAAGCCGUAUCACUGCUCAGAGUGUGGGAAGAGCUUUAGUAAAGUAAGCACUUUUCACAGACACCAGCGCAUUCAUACUGGAGAGAAACCGUAUCAUUGCUCUCAGUGUGGAAAGAGAUAUAAGGACAAAGCUAAUCUUCAAACACACCAGCGUAGUCACACAGGAGAGAGGCCGUAUCACUGCUCAGAGUGUGGGAAGAGUUUUAUUCAACAGAGUGAUCUACAAAGACACCAGCUCAUUCACACAGGAGAAAAGCCGUAUUCGUGCUCAGAGUGUGGGAAGAGCUUUAAUCGACAGAGUAAUCUACAAAUACAUCAGCGCGUUCACACAGGAGAAAAGCCGUACCACUGCUCAGAGUGUGGGAAGAGCUUUAUUCAACAGAAUAAUCUACAAACACACCAGCGCAUUCACACAGGAGAGAAGCCGUAUCACUGCUCGGAGUGUGGGAAGAGCUUCACACAGAAGUGUCACCUUGAUGGUCAUAAACAUGUUCACACAGGGGAGAAGCCAUAUCAGUGCACACAGUGUGGGAAGAAUUUUAUUCGACAUAGUGAUCUCAAACAACACCAGCGCCUUCACACAGGAGAGAAGCCGUAUCACUGCUCACAGUGUGGGAAGAGCUUUAAUAAAGCGAGUUCACUCCAACAUCACCAGUGCAUUCACACAGGAGAGAAGCCAUACGAGUGCUCCAAAUGUGGGAAGAGCUUUUCUCAGCAGAGCCAUCUCCAAUCUCACGAGCGCGUUCACUCAGCAGAGAAGCCGCAUCAUUGCUCACAGUGUGGGAAGAGUUUUACACGGAAAAGUGACUUUAAGAAACAUCAGCGCACUCACACGGGUGAAAGGCCAUAUCAGUGCUCACAGUGUGGGAGGAGCUUUGCUCAACAAAGUAAUCUCCAACGACACCAGCGCAUUCAUACAAUGGAGAAGCCAUAUCGCUGCUCACAGUGUGGAAAGGGUUUUACACAACAGAGUGAUUUUCGAACACACCAGCGCAUUCACACGGGAGAAAAGCCGUAUCAGUGCACUCAGUGUGCGAAGAGAUUUACCACCAUCAGUAAUCUCCAGCGACACCAGCGCAUACAUACAGGAAAGAUGCCGAUUCAGUGCUCGGUCUGGACUGAGAUUUACUUAGUCACCUGUGUUUAAGAUACACAAGUGCACCAACAUGGAGCCAUCAACUUCUGACAUGUGAACUUCAAAUCAAGAAACGCGAUAAUUACUGUUUUGUGUUUGUUUUGUUUCAAAUGUGUGUGUGUGUGUGGCUAUAUAUACGUAUAAAAUAAGAUUUCAAUUCUCUAACAUAAACUAUUGCUAAACACCAUUCUGACCCCACGUAGUGGAUAGCACACUAAACCACAUACAAACUUCUGAGGGCUAUGUAAACUGAGUCUGGAGAUCUGGAGCUAUUUAGAUACCAUGUAAUAAUUUUUUUUCGGUUUAAAAGCACCUGACUUUAACCCAAAGACCCUGUCUGUAAGAUUAGUCAAAACAUAACGCAAUUCCUAGAAUAAACACAAAACUAAACAUAGACUCACUGUCCAUUUUAUUACAAGAAAAUGUGAUCUCACUCCUAUUAGGAAAAGUGCCAUGGAAUGGCAUUCAAUAUCAAAUCUCCUACCAGGUGGAAAUCAUAAGAUCACAUAAACAUGGUGUCAUGCAGAGAGUAACACACUGACACUAGUACACUCAUCCUGAAACACUUUUAAAUCAGGAAUACGAAUAGCAAGAAUAUGAGUGAUGCAAUCCCAUAGCAUUUUAUUUUGAAAAAUAAACUAUUAAUAAAAUAUAGCUAUUGAGUUUUGAGGAAAGAACUGGAUGAAGGUGUGUUGAUGGACGGACUUGUGCAGAAAGUCUUCAGAUAUCAGUAAGAUAGAGAUUUAUUUAGUGAUUAAAAAAGAAAUUAAAUAAAAUGGCAGUAUAA
Messenger RNA from Ictalurus furcatus (blue catfish), 3886 nucleotides. Its product is annotated as zinc finger protein 260-like. Gene Ontology annotation, biological process: regulation of transcription by RNA polymerase II. NCBI's taxonomy places the organism in Eukaryota, Metazoa, Chordata, Actinopteri, Siluriformes, Ictaluridae. The transcript is spliced from 7 exons. Gene Ontology annotation, molecular function: protein binding; RNA polymerase II cis-regulatory region sequence-specific DNA binding; histone methyltransferase activity. Gene Ontology annotation, cellular component: nucleus. Bases 550 to 3111 code for a protein of 853 amino acids. The record is from RefSeq and is a predicted model, not a curated record.